AUGGCUUUCCUGGAGGGUGAAAACCACACUGCAGUGACCGAGUUCAUUUUAUUGGGUUUAACAGAUGACCCGGUCCUUAAAGACAUCCUCUUCACCAUCAUCCUGUGCAUCUACCUGGUGACUGUGUCUGGGAACCUGAGCACCAUCCUUCUCAUCAGAAUCUCUUCCCAGCUCCACCAUCCCAUGUACUUUUUUCUCAGCCACUUGGCUUCUGUUGACAUAGGCACCUCAUCUUCUGUCACACCCAAUAUGCUUGUCAAUUUCCUUGUGGAGAGAUGUACAAUUUCCUACCUUGGAUGUGGCAUUCAGUUUGGCUCAGCUGCUUUCUUUGGGUCAGCUGAAUGUUUCCUUCUGGCUACCAUGGCUUAUGAUCGUUUUGUGGCAAUCUGCAACCCACUACUUUAUUCAACUAAAAUGUCUGCACAAGUCUGUGUUCAUUUGCUUGUAGGCUCUUAUAUUGGGGGUUUUCUUAAUGCUUCCCUCAUUACUGGCUAUGUUUUCUCUUUUGUCUUUUGUGGACCCAAUACAGUUAAUCACUUUUACUGUGAUCUUGCUCCUUUGAUGGCACUCUCCUGUUCUGAUGUCAGUGUCUCUGGAGUUGUUAUCUCACUUUCCGCAGGCUCAGUCACUAUUACCACACUCUUUGUCAUAGCUAUCUCCUAUUUCUAUAUCUUUAUCACCAUCCUGAAGAUACAUUCCACUGAGGGUCGCCAAAAAGCCUUCUCCACCUGCACCUCCCACCUCACUGCAGUCACUCUCUACUAUGGAACUGUUAUAUUCAUUUAUGUGAUGCCCAAGUCCAGAUACUCCACAGUCCAGAACAAGGUGAUGUCUAUGUUUUACAUGGUGGUUGUCCCCAUGUUGAACCCCCUUAUCUACAGCCUUAGAAAUAAUGAGAUUAAGGGUGCUUUGAAGAGACAGCUUAGUAAAAUACCAUUUUCUUAA
Messenger RNA from Apodemus sylvaticus (European woodmouse), 945 nucleotides. RefSeq names its product olfactory receptor 502-like. Gene Ontology annotation, molecular function: G protein-coupled receptor activity; odorant binding; olfactory receptor activity. Gene Ontology annotation, biological process: sensory perception of smell; G protein-coupled receptor signaling pathway. The transcript has a single exon. NCBI's taxonomy places the organism in Eukaryota, Metazoa, Chordata, Mammalia, Rodentia, Muridae. Gene Ontology annotation, cellular component: membrane. The coding region runs from base 1 to 945 and encodes 314 amino acids. The record is from RefSeq and is a predicted model, not a curated record.